AUGGUGCUGAGCUCCCUCACCCUGCCCGCAUGGAUUGGGGGUAUCCGAGCAGGCUCCAUCGCAUCCUGUGGGAACCAUGUGAAGUCCAGCUGCUGCUGGAUUGCAUUCAAUGCUGAGGCAGCAGGUGUGUUGGGCAUUGUGCCGCUGGAGUGCGAGGAUGGGGGCAAGAGGACCGUGUCCCAGCUCUGCUGCCACUCAGACGUGGUCACAGACUUUGACUUCUCACCCUUCGAUCAGCUCCUGCUGGCCACAGGCUCUGCUGAUGAGAUGGUGAAGGUGUGGCGCCUGCCCGAGAGUGGCCAGGACAUGCCCAGUGGUGCGGGGCUGACCCUGGGGCCUGGGGGGGGCCCAGUGGACGUGCUGCAGUUCCACCCCACAGCUGAUGGAGUCCUGGCCAGCGGCGCAGGGAAGGGAGUCACCGUCUGGGACGUGGGGCAGCAGCAGCCCCUGACAGCCCUGGACUCCCACGGGGACCAGCUGCAGAGCCUGACCUGGAAGCGAGAUGGCCACCUCCUUGGCACCUCCUGCAAGGACAAGAAACUGCGGAUCUUUGACCCCCGAGCCAGCCCAGCUGCCUCCCAGAGUGUCCCGGGACACGAGAACAACAAGGACUCCCGGCUGCUCUGGAUGGGCUCCAGUGAUUGCCUCAUCUCCAUCGGGUUCAGCCAGAUGCGGGAGCGGGAGGUGAAGCUGUGGGACACGCGGCGAUUCAGCGGAGCGAUGCUCACCAUGGCACUGGACACCUCGCCUGGGGUGACCAUCCCACUGUAUGACGCCGACACGGGGCUGCUGGUGUUGGCAGGGAAGGGAGAAAACCUCCUGUACUGCUUUGAGGUGACCCCCACGCAGCCAGCGCUCACCCAGGUGACCCAGUGCCGGACAGAGGGCAGCACGCGGGGCCUGGCGGCCGUGCCACGCCGGGCCCUGGACGUCAUGGCCUGCGAGGUGCUCCGUGUCCUGCAGCUCACCGACACCGCCCUCGUCCCUGUCAGCUACGUGGUGCCACGCAAGUCUGUCCAAGACUUUCAUGAGGAUCUGUUCCCUGACUGCACUGGGACCCUGCCAGCCACCAAUGCCCAAGCCUGGUGGGCAGGCAACAACCAGCAGGUCAGUGUCACCCAGGGGUGUGUCCUUGCUGGUGGCAUUGCCACUGCCCCAUGCCCACCACUGUGCCUGGUGCAGGUGGGGAGGGUGAGCCUGCACCCCGCACGGAGAUCCACGGAGACCUUCACCUCCCCUGUCAUCGCCUUCACCCACCACACCAAUGCCGGCCACACCAACACCGACAUCGGCCACACCGACAUCGGUCACACCGACACCAACAUCGGCCACACCGACACCGACAUCAGCCACACCGACACCGACCGGAGCGAGGCCAGUGGCUACUCCUCGCCAUCCUCGCUGGCCUCGCCAGGCAGUGCAGCCACCUCGCUCUCAGCCAGCACCGGCCCCUCCAGCGGCUUCGCCAGCAGCCCCAGCCAGAAGUCCCUGCAGAGCAUUUUGGGGCCCAGCUCCCGCUUCCGGCACGCGCAGGGCCGGGUGCUGCACCGCGACUCCCACCUCACCAACCUGCGGGGGCUCAGCCUCACCACGCCGGGCGAGUGCGACGGCUUCUGUGCCAACCACCAGCGCGUCGCCCUGCCCCUGCUCACCGCCGGCGGCCAGAUUGCCGUGCUCGAGCUUUCCAAGCCCGGCCGCCUCCCCGACACAGCCGUGCCCACCAUCCAGAACAGCGUGGCAGUGGCCGACCUCUCCUGGGACCCCUUCAACCCGCGGCGCCUCGCUGUGGCCGGUGAAGAUGCCAAGAUCCGGCUGUGGCGGAUCCCUGAGGGAGGGCUGCAGGAGACACUGCAGGAGCCUGAAGCCAUUCUCCAAGGUCACACAGAGAAGAUUUACUCCAUCCGCUUCCACCCCGUGGCAUCCGAUCUCCUGGUUUCCUCCUCCUACGACAUGACCGUGCGGAUCUGGGAUCUGAGCGCCGAGCAGGAAGUCUUGUGCCUGCAGGGACACACAGAUCAGAUCUUCAGCAUGGCUUGGAGCCCAGAUGGGAAGAAGCUGGCGACAGUGAGCAAAGACGGACGGAUACGGCUCUACGAGCCACGGUGCAGCCCUCGGCCUCAACAGGAGGGUCCAGGUCCCGAGGGGGGACGCGGAGCACGCCUGGUUUGGGUUUGCGGUGGCGACUACCUCCUGGUGUCCGGCUUUGAUAGCCGCAGUGAGAGGAGGAUCCUCCUGUACCGGGCACAGGCUCUGCCUGAGGGACCCUUGUCCGUCCUUGGGCUCGAUGUGGCCCCCUCCACCCUCCUGCCCUUCUACGAUGAGGAUACCAGUGUUGUCUUCCUCACCGGCAAGGGUGACACCAGAGUCUUUCUCUAUGAGGUGACUCCUGAGCCCCCCUAUUUCCUUGAGUGCAACAGCUUCACCUCCAACGAACCCCACAAGGGCUUUGUCUUCCUGCCCAAAACGAUGUGUGAGGUGCGGGAGGUGGAGUUCGCCCGUGCGCUGCGCCUGGGGCAGAGCACCCUGGAGCCCGUGGCUUUCCACGUGCCACGUGUCAAGAAGGAGUAUUUCCAGGACGACCUCUUCCCUCCGACCCGCGUCUGGUGGGAGCCGGCCCUGGGUGCCGGUGCGUGGCUGGCGGGGCAGGACGGGCAGCAGCGCCGUGCCAGCCUGUGCCCGGCCGGCAUGGUGCCAGUGAGCGAGGCCCCGAAAGAGGCUCCGGCUCGGAAGUUCGUCCCUGCAUCCGUGUACCUGGAGGAGAAGUCGGACGAGCAGAAGAAGGAGGAGCUCCUGAGUGCCAUGGUGGCCCGGCUGGGCAACCGAGAUGACCCGCUGCCCCAGGACUCCUUCGAGGGGGUGGAUGAGGACGAGUGGGACUAGGCUGGACCCGGCACCCC
Molecule: messenger RNA, 2897 nt
Organism: Manacus vitellinus (golden-collared manakin)
Lineage: Eukaryota; Metazoa; Chordata; Aves; Passeriformes; Pipridae
Gene: CORO7
Product: coronin 7
Exons: 27
Coding region: 1-2880 (959 amino acids)
Molecular function (GO): protein binding
Source: RefSeq, a predicted model, not a curated record